AUGCGGAAGCUCCUGCGAGUGUGUGUGAUCGGAGCCGGAGCUGCAGGACUCUCGGCGGCUAGACACCUCACAAGUGAACUGGAUGUGUUUGACGUGCAUGUGUUCGAACAGUCUUCUCGUGUCGGAGGAACAUGGGUGUACAGCGAAAAUACAGGUAUCGACGAGCGUGGGUUUCCCAUUCACUCUAGCAUUUACUGGAACUUGAGGUACGUAAAGGACACUGUAAUCGCCGGGCUUUUUUGGGUUUGAUAUAUUACAUAAUUGCAGGCAUCCGAAACUCGCUCAGUGAGCCCGCGUUCAAAAAGAAAUUCAUCGGAUGAUAAUAAAAAAAACUGAGGAUAUAUUGCGUAAUGUAGCGUUUGUAUAAAACAGAUGCAAGUUUGCAGUAUAAAACGAAACGAGUUUUUUCGAGAUUGUUUUUGCGUUUCCCUAUGCAUUUGGAUCUUAUAAAAACACCACGUCACGCUGAGUUACGCAAUGCCCGGCCGUGUUGGUGGGGGGCGGGGGGGAUGGUAGUCCCCCGGGGUGGCAGUGGGAUACCACUAUACCCUCCUUUUAACUCAUAAGAUACAAAUAUACCUCAUAAUUGUGAAAUCUUUGAUAACAAAUAACUAAAAUUGCCUUGAAACAAAAUAACAUAUGGAUUAAGAUGUUUUGUCAGCUUAAUGAUUGAUAAAAAUGCAGAAAAAUCGAGAUACUAAUUACUAAAGAUACUAAAGAGGACCCAAGAUACCCGAAUACCAAAAUUCCUGGCCAGGCCUGCUAGAUACUCACAAAGGGAGUGUGGAAUGUUAGUAAAGUCAGACUUUUCUUGUUAUAAAACUUGAAAAAUCGGAGGUCAGAAAGCCCGUGAAGAUCAUCAAUGUAAUGUUGAAAAAUGCAACAGCCAUCCCAUAAUUUUUUGUAAAGCUGGUUAUCACAUGAAUAUCUAAAAUCACAAAAUCCCAGACAAAAUGAAACAAGACAGUAUUUUCUAGCCUCCCAUGACAGAGUUCUUUAUAAGGUGUUUGUCAAACAGUCCUCCUUCACAUGACGAAAGCACAAAAUAUAGCUAACCCUCACUAACAGAAACCUCUAUAAGAAGAACACCUUGUGCAGUAACACAGACACCAAGAGUUGGUCCCUGCCAUUAAUUUACUCCCUCUAUUUGACUCUCUAUAGCAAGGACCUGCCAUUAAUUUACUCCCUCUAUUUGACUCUCUAUAACAAGGACCUGCCAUUAAUUUUCUCCCUUUAUUUGACUCUCUGUAACAAGGACCUGCCAUUAAGUUACUCCCUCUAUUUGACUCUCUAUAAAAAGGAAAUUCAACUCUAAGAAAAACACUUUGUGCCAGUCCCAAAGGUGUCUGUCUAAAAGAGAGUCAACUGCAUAUGGUUGAGGAAGAAUAUUAUUGUAAACUUUUUUCUGAUCUGAUAAUGCCUAAAUUUUUGCAAUGGGUGUCAUUAGGGGCCCUAGCUAACUUGUAACCCAUAUAUGCCAAUGCUCACAGGAGUCUCCGAGAUGCAUUUAGCCUAUUUUGCCCCAAAAUUAAGAAAAUCAUAGCAUGAUUUCUGCAGCAUAUAAUAUUUUUUGUUUCAUCGUUGACUUAAUGCCACGUAAGACUUUGUAUUAUAUCCUGACCCCUUCCCACAUUAUAAUUUGGGGAAAAGAUAGAUUUGACUGUUUAUUGGGGGAAGGGUUUUUUUUGUGUGUCUGUUUGGAGGGGGGUGGCUGGGUUGGGGUACUGCAAGAAACAGUCUCCAGAUUUUACAGGUGACAACCAUCAGCUGAGGAAGAGAUAGCACUCAGGCAUAAAAAUGUGAGGGUUGAACAUUUUGAUGCAAAUGCCUGCUUUGAAAGAUAAUGACAUCCCUGCUAAUUGUUGUCAUAGAAACUCAUCCAUUUAUAACCAGCGCAGUGCCAAUUCUCUUAUUUCUUGGUUCCAGUCUCCCACCUGACAAAUAUAUUUAAAGAAAAUUAAAAUACCAUCUACUACACACUCUGGAGCUACAAAAUCUAGAGUGUAGGGACACAGACUCUGCCCAACUGACUAAAUCCUGAUAAUUUAUCACCUUACAAUGCAAGAAUAAAAUUAUUGUUAUUGCAUUGCAAAGCCUUGUAUAAUGUAUGAAAAGUAAAAGUACAGCUUAAAAAAAUAGAAACUUAUUUUUUUUCCUUGUUUUUGCUUUUUUAGAACCAAUCUGCCUAAAGAGGUGAUGGCUUUUCCUGAUUUUCCAUUUCCUUCAGAGUGGAACUCAUAUUUAAGUCAUCAACAAGUUCUCAAAUACUUACAAGAUUAUGCCAGUCAUUUUGACUUGUACAAAUACAUUCAGUUCAACUCCAGUAUCAACAGUGUUCGUCCACUGGAAGGAAAAGACAAUCAGAAGCUACUGUGGGAAGUUGUUGUUAGAGAUGCUGAUACUAAGGAGUCUCAAAUUCUACUCUUUGAUGCCGUAAUUGUUUGUAAUGGGUGA
Molecule: messenger RNA, 2454 nt
Organism: Porites lobata
Lineage: Eukaryota; Metazoa; Cnidaria; Anthozoa; Scleractinia; Poritidae
Source: the annotation of a GenBank genome assembly